Plutella xylostella (diamondback moth) is the source of this 1127-nucleotide messenger RNA. RefSeq names its product GDP-D-glucose phosphorylase 1. The record is from RefSeq and is a predicted model, not a curated record. NCBI's taxonomy places the organism in Eukaryota, Metazoa, Arthropoda, Insecta, Lepidoptera, Plutellidae. Gene Ontology annotation, cellular component: cytoplasm. Gene Ontology annotation, molecular function: GDP-D-glucose phosphorylase activity. Gene Ontology annotation, biological process: glucose metabolic process.
AUUCAUUCAUUGAACAUAAAAUUUGCAAAGGCGACUUUAUUUAUUUAUUUAGUUGUUAUAAGAAUUAAGUGAAAUUUAUUACAGGAACCUUUUAAACGUACUACAAAUCAUAAAAAUGUUUACCUACUCUGAUUACAACUUAACGAAUGAGUGGAGCGGCGAUCUCGAAGUGCAUCCGCGCACUGAAUUUUCCAAUAUGUUGAGAUACAAAUGGGAUCAGUUGCACGAUGAUAGCAAUGUAUUUCGGUACAAGCUCGGCAACAUACGCGAGAGAAUUAUCGACAAGAAGACGCGGUACCUUCUCCAGUUGAAUCCAGAUCGUGGAUCAAACCGGAGAUCCCCGGAAGAGAUAGCCAACCUCAACCAGCCAUUCAACACCAGUAAAUUCAACUUCACCAAGGUUUCACCACAAGAGAUCAUGUUUGAUUUAGUUGAUGAACAGAAUGCUACAGACUUACACAGGGUGAUUGUGAAUGUGAGCCCUAUAUCUCGGUACCACAGCCUGCUGUGCCCUUCAGUAAACAAAUGCCUUCCUCAGGUAGCUACCAAGGAAAGCUUAAAGCUAGCUAUUGAUAUGUUUUUCCUCUUCCAAGAUCGUGAUCUCAGGAUUGGCUUCAACAGCCUGUGCGCUAUGGCGUCCGUGAACCACUUACACUACCACUUGCUGAUGGAAAAUAACACUUUACCAGUUGAAAUUGCGAAAUGCAACCACAUAAAAGGCCCUCUCUACAUUUUCGACGACAGCUACCCGGCGCCAGGAUUCUGUUUCCAGAUCAAGCACAAGCACUCAAUACCGCAACUAGCUGAGGAUGUCCACAAACUUGUCCGAUACUUACAUGAGAAUAACGUCCCGUAUAACAUUUUAGUGACAAGAGGACAGGGUAUGGGGUGGGAAGGGACGGAUGAGAUCGUGAGGGUGGUGGUGUGGCCAAGGAGAGGAAGCUAUGUGGUGAAGUUGUUAGGAGCGUUUAAUGUUGCCGUUUGCGAGUUGAGCGGCUGGUUCCCUGUUUACAAUGACGACGAUUUUGAGAACCUCCGCACUGAAGACAUCGAGAUUGAGAUCAAGAAAUGGCGGCCCGAGGCGUUCGAUAUAUUGUGUCAAGAAAUUAAAUCACUGUUCUAAGAUC